UGUCUUAUACGCAGGGUGGAAAAAACAAGGGAGUGCAUGGUCCCAGUCGCAUCAUUGCGUUAAUUAGAUAUCAGUGACAUAAACAGUCAGAAGCUUUAUCACCCUAAUCCACCCCAAUUUUCAGUCUUGCGGCUUUGCUUUCAUGUGUUUGAUCUGUAAUUCAUCAAUUUCUCACAAAUCGUCGAGAUGCUUUUACCUCGUGAGCAUGAGACGCCGUUUAACAAGGCGCCUGUUAUUCGGGCGCUCUCGAUGAUUCUCAUGAUUGUUACUAUGUUCUCGGUAUUUAUUCGUGUUCUUACACGGAUUGCUACGAUGAGGAGAUUACGAUGGUCGAGUCUGUUCAAGUCAGAUGAUAUUCUGAUCUUUGUGUCGAUGAUCUUUGUGAUUGCACAAUCGGCGGUCGUUUAUUCACAGGGCGCAAAUGGGAUGGGAAAGCUAGAUGUGUCUUCUAGCCAAAUAUCGCUGAUUCUGAAGGACCAACUCGUAUCGGACAUUCUGUUUUAUCUCGCAUUAGCUUUCUCCAAGAUUUCAGCCACGACGACCGUUGGAAAUAUGUCACCACUGUCUCACAAACGAAUACUGCCGAUUCAAAUCAUCAUUGUAGGCUGGGCCGUUUCUGCGAUAUUUGUGCGAGCAUUCGCAUGCUCGUUACCGUCAUCUUGGGACUACAUCAGCGGUUCAUGCGUCGAUCUGGUGGCAUUCUGGGCAUACGUCGAUGCUGUCAACAUUAUCACCGAUCUUCUCAUCACAGGUGUCACCAUCGAAAUUCUCGUGCACCUGCAGAUGCCAGUUGGCACAAAAGCAAUGGUCGUUGGCGUUUUCGGCUCACGCAUUCUGAUGAUCCCUCCCGCCGUGUCUCACAUCUACUUCUUCAAACAAGCUCUCGAUUCAUCCACACCGAUCUUCACAAUGUGGAAGCCCACCAUCAUCGUACAAGUGAUCCAGUGCGUCGGUAUCACCACCACCUGCAUACCCUUCUGGUGGCGCUUCCUCAAGAGUCUCGAAUCAGGCCAGAUGGGUGCCGGCGAUAUCUUUGGCGCACUCAGCAAAAGCAACAAUAGCAAAAGUGGCGGGACGACUAGAGGGACGGGGAACAAGUCUAGGUCUAACCACACGCUGACGUCUGGGUCGCAGGCUUUCGAGCUGACGAGCAGGCAGGGGGAUGUGAAAAAGUUUGCGCAUAUUGUGACGGAUCAUGGGAAGGGAGGCUCGUGGGAUGCGGCGCGGCAGAAUAGCCAGGAGGCCCUUGUUGAUCCCUCUGCUGGGGUUGUUCAGUGACCACUCGGAUCUUAAUUGCAGGUACGUGCGGUAGGUACCGGUGUUCUCUUUAGCAAUGAUAAUUCAUGGAUCCCGGUGCCGUUGGGCGGGCCGAACCCUUGUAAUAAAGUGGGAUGGUUUAAUGGUGUGGCGCAAUGCAUGUCCCUAGCGUACCUGGUGAAGAUAACAAGGGUCAGAGUCAAGACCUCAGUCCACUCGUUCGUAGUUUCAUCCUACGCGAUAUGCAUGUCUCAUGCAAGUUGGGAAUACCUCCCCUACUCGGCUGUAGCGCCAACAGGUGGUUCUACUCGCGUUCCACCUGUACCGUUACCACGAGUGAUAUACCGUCAGGGAUAGGAUAUGCAAGUUCGCCGAAACUGUUUGUCAUAUCUGACAGGCAUGGGGGGUUGUAUUUAACUUUUUGCUGCAGACGGAGUUUCUUUUUAAACUUUCCCCAACUCCCCCC
This is a messenger RNA of Fusarium odoratissimum NRRL 54006, 1723 nucleotides long. RefSeq lists its product as uncharacterized. Bases 187 to 1278 code for a protein of 363 amino acids. The record is from RefSeq and is a predicted model, not a curated record. The transcript is spliced from 4 exons. Lineage: Eukaryota; Fungi; Ascomycota; Sordariomycetes; Hypocreales; Nectriaceae.